UACGUUUUUGCCUGGUCACCUUUUCCUUUGUGUGUUUAGUUUGAAUCGGUUUAUUAAUUUGCAUAUUUAUCAGUCAAUACUGAUAAGUAAAGAAAACACUAACAAAUUCCUCAAUAUUUUUAUCAGUUAAAGUUAAAAUAGCCAGGUGAUUUUAUCCAGCGCAUGCGUAGUACUAUUACCGCCAACAUGGAACGAAUUUCAAAUUUCUUCCAUUCGGCCGGUCGCCGUUGUCGCUGCAGGGACCCGUUACGAUGCCUUCGGGAAAACUAGAGAAAAGUUCGAAUUUCGUAUUGAAAAAAUUGAACAUUAUGGAACAAAAUAAUUCGCAGGCCGAAUUGGUGCGCGAAACUGAACAAAACGUGCAAGAAAGAUCGUGGGGCGACGUAAAAUGGCACGAAUGGGUCUCGGUCGCUGUUUUGUGUUACGUAAAUUUAAUUAAUUAUAUGGAUAGAUUCACCGUUGCAGGUGUAUUAGAAGCUAUUCAAACCGAUCUACAAGUCAACAAUGACAAAGGCGGCCUUCUACAAACAGCCUUUAUCGUUUUCUACAUGGCAUUUGGGCCAUUAUUUGGCUAUUUGGGUGAUAGAUACAGCCGGAGGUGGUUGAUGGCCUUUGGUGUAGCCCUAUGGAGUAUUACAACUUUGUGUGGCUCUUUUAUGACUAAUUAUUGGUGGUUUUUGCUGUUCAGAGCGAUGGUGGGAAUCGGCGAAGCCAGCUAUUCUACGAUAGCGCCGACGAUAUUGAGCGAUUUGUUUGUAGGCAAUGUCAGAUCGAAGAUGUUGGCAUUGUUUUACUUUGCCAUACCCGUUGGAAGUGGUUUAGGUUACAUAGUGGGAGCUAAAACAGCUCAAUGGCUGGGUUCCUGGCACUGGGCCCUUAGAGUGACGCCAGUAUUGGGCGUCGUUGCUGUAAUCGCCAUAAUAAUAUUCCUGCACGAGCCCGAAAGGGGCGCCAGCGAAGGUAGCACCCACAUGGAAACCACUUCGUGGACCAAAGAUAUUGGUGACAUUGUUAAGAAUAAAAGUUUUAUGUUGUCAACUGCCGGGUUUACUUGCGUGGCCUUUGUAGCUGGAGCUUUGGCUUGGUGGGGUCCCAAGUUUAUUGAAAAAGGUGUCGUGCUACAAUCCACUACUCCUGUGGAUAUUGAUGAAUCAAAUAUAUCACUCAAAUUUGGUGUAGUAGCAAUGGUAUCGGGCCUCAUAGGUGUUCCAUUGGGUUCCAUGCUGACCCAAAAAUUGCGGCACCGUUUCAAAAGAAUCGACGCUUACAUUUGCGGAAUGGGGCUGAUUCUAUCAUGCCCCUUCGUUUUUCUUGCCAUUUAUUUCGCCCGAUAUUCGACCACCAUCUGCUUCGUCAUGGUAUUUUUCGGAGAACUGUUUCUGAAUCUCACUUGGUCCAUUGUUGCCGAUAUUUUGUUGUAUGUUAUCAUGCCUAUAAGACGAUCAACAGCUGAAGGAUUCCAAUUGUUAGUUUCCCAUGCUUUGGGCGACGCUGGCAGCCCCUAUUUAAUUGGAGUUUUAUCUGAAGCUUUUCUUCUAAUGCUCAACAAACAAACAGAAAGCAGUACAAAUUCAACAAAUUCCACUACAAGUGCGACACCGUCAGAUGCAGCCCUAAACGAAUUCAAAUCCCUUCAGUAUGCCCUUUUUACAACUUGUUUUGUAGAAGUCAUUGGAGGCUUGUUCUUUUUGCUCAACGCCCUCUAUAUUGUCGAAGAUAAGGAAAAAGUUGAUAGAGCGAUAAAUGCCGAAAAUAGUCGACCCCCUCAUACGGAACUGAUUGAUCCUCUGGCUCAAGCUCAGAAUUUGUAAAAAAAAAACCCAGACACGCAAUUCGGAAUCGCUAUUGAUCAACGAGGAUCAGCAGCAAUCGUAAUUAUUAUAGUAUAAGAGUCAAUGUUGCUACAAGAUAUUUUUGUUGAGAAUUAAGCCCUUUGAGGCUCUAAAUGGUGUCGAGUGAACAAUUUUAUUGAGCUUUUAGGCAAUAGUGUAUAUGUAUAUAGUGAAUAAUUUUAUUUUUGUGUGUGUGUGUGUGUAAACGAUUUUUUUUUAUAUUUAUUUAUUGUUUCAAUCGUUAAGUCACACUGCCAUUUGUAUAUAGGGUUGCAAUAUUUUUUUUUUAGGCCAGUCCCAGUACUUAUCAGUAUUUGUAUUGAUAACUUUGUAGUUUUAUAUAGAAAAAUGUACCACCCUAAUUUUUUGCCCAACAAUUGGGUGGUUCACCCUAUAAUUAAGCAAAAGACUGAUCUUAUUACCCUGUUGAAGUGUAAUAUUAUUAUAAAUCCAUUUAAUUUGUUUUAAAUUACAUUUUGUUUAUUGGUACUUUAUUUGUAUGAAAAUAAAAUGAAAUAAUUCCUA
This is a messenger RNA of Ceutorhynchus assimilis (cabbage seed weevil), 2357 nucleotides long. Lineage: Eukaryota; Metazoa; Arthropoda; Insecta; Coleoptera; Curculionidae. The record is from the annotation of a GenBank genome assembly.